Miniopterus natalensis is the source of this 3338-nucleotide messenger RNA. It is a transcript of the gene GTF3C5, whose product is annotated as general transcription factor IIIC subunit 5. Lineage: Eukaryota; Metazoa; Chordata; Mammalia; Chiroptera; Miniopteridae. Gene Ontology annotation, biological process: transcription initiation at RNA polymerase III promoter. Gene Ontology annotation, molecular function: RNA polymerase III type 2 promoter sequence-specific DNA binding; RNA polymerase III type 1 promoter sequence-specific DNA binding. Gene Ontology annotation, cellular component: transcription factor TFIIIC complex. The record is from RefSeq and is a predicted model, not a curated record.
GGAACUCGGCUUAGCCCUGGUUCCUUAUUGGCUAAAACUAUGGAGCUGAAAGAAGGGGUGGAACCUGCCUUCCGCCUGACUGUUCAUUGGCUAAAACCUCGCGGGUAAGUGAUAGACAAAGGCCCUUGUCCCGCCCCUCGAGCCAACCCUUUAACUUAAAAAAACACGGCGUUGAGGACAGAGUGAAAGUUCACCCCGGAGUCCUGGGGCCUUCCCUCGGACCUUUGCGGCCCCCCUCCCCUCCGAGGCCUUGGAGUCUCGCUGAGCCCGGGGAUAUAGAGAAAGGCGAGCAGUGCGGGAGGCCGGAACGAAUCCUUCGCGGAACCAUCGAAGCGAGGCCUCUGGGAGCACGCGGCGGGACUGACCGCGGCGGACCGGGCCAGAUCCGCACAGGGAUGGCCGCGGGGGCUGCCGACGCGGGGCGGGGGGUCGCCAUCCCCGUGGAGCUGCGGCGCGAGCGGCGCUUGGUGUGCGUGGAGUACCCGGGCUUGGUGCGCGACGUGUCCAAGAUGCUGUCGACCCUGGGCGGCGAGGAAGGCGUUUCCCGGAUCUAUACAGACCCCACCAAGAGGCUGGAGCUGCACUUCCGGCCCAAGGACCCCUACUGCCACCCCGUGUGCGCCAACCGCUUCAGUACUAGCAGCCUGCUGCUCCGGAUCAGGAGGAAGACAAAGCGGCAGGAGGGGGUGCUGGGGCCCGAGGCCCACCCCAAGGUCACUUUCAAUGUGGAGGUCCUUGGCACCGUCCCCACCAUAUACAAAUUUCAAGGAAUGUCUGACUUCCAGUACUUGGCCGUGCACACGGAGGCGGGUGGUGCUCACAAGUCAAUGUAUGACAAAGUGCUCAUGCUCAGACCCGAGAAGGAGGGCUUCUUCCAUCAGGAGCUGCCGCUCUACAUCCCUCCGCCCAUCUUCUCCCGGCUGGACACCCCGGCUGACUACUUCUAUCGACCAGAGACUCAGCAUCGGGAAGGCUACAACAACCCCCCCAUCUCAGGCGAGAACCUGAUCGGCCUGAGCAGGGCCCGGCGCCUCCACAACGCCGUCUUUGUGAACUUCGAGGACGACGAGGUGCCCACGCAGCCGCUGGAGGCUGCCGCGCAGACGUGGAGGAGGGUCUGCACCAACCCCGUGGACCGGGCGGUGGAGGAGGAGCUGAGGAAGCUGUUUGACGUCCGUCCCAUCUGGUCUCGCAACGCCGUCAGAACCCAGAUCAGUGUCCACCCUGACAAGCUCAAGGUUCUGCUGCCCUUCGUGGCCUAUUACAUGAUAACAGGCCCCUGGAGAAGCCUGUGGAUUCGAUUUGGGUAUGACCCCCGAAAACACCCAGAAGCCAAGAUUUAUCAAGUUCUUGAUUUCCGAAUCCGUUGUGGAAUGAAAUACGGUUAUGCCUCCAACGAGAUGCCUGUGAAGGCCAAACGCAGCACCUAUAACUACAGCCUCCCCAUCACUGUCAAAAAGACGUCCAGCCAGCUUGCCACCAUGCGUGACCUGAAGCAGGGCCUGGGCCCAUCAGGGUCAGCUGGUAUGCGGAAAUCGGCCUCCAACAAGUACAAGCUCAAGGACUCAGUUUACAUCUUCCAGGAGGGCGCCUUGCCACCGUACCGACAGAUGUUCUACCAGUUGUGCGACUUGAACGUGGAAGAGUUGCAGAAGAUCAUUCACCGCAACGACGGGGCCGAGGAGACCUGCACUGAGCGGGACGGGUGGUGCCUCCCCAAGACCAGCGACGACCUGAGGAACGCCAUGUCCACCAUGAUCCGGCAGACCAUCCGCUCCAAGAGGCCUGCUCUCUUCCCCAGCCCGGCCAAGGCUGAUGGAGACGGCGGUGGAGACAGCGGGAAGGACCAGCUGGCCUACGAGUCUGGGGAAGACGAAGACUUCAAGCCGUCGGACGGGAGCGAGAAUGAGAUGGAGACGGAGAUCCUGGACUACGUGUGAUGUGGCUGGGCCCGGGCCGGGCGCCAACCAGCCGCAAAACGGCCUGGGAGGCCCCUCUGAGGAAAUGGGACCCCAGCGCUGGGUGCAGCUGACCCUGGUCCUGCCUGUGACCUGCUCAGGGCUGCCAUCGGGCCCUGGGUGGUGGGACAUUCCUGAAGGCUGUGCCCUGGCUCCCGCAGUGUGAGCCAGCCCAGUGUCCAGCGGGCUGAGACCAGCAAGAGCUGGAGGGGAAGAUGGUGCGAGUGGGGCUCAGGCUCAGCUGGGGUCUUGUGACCAAUGGCAGGGAUGGCACCAGGAACCUGGUGCAUGGUCACAGCUGGCAAGAGACUGUCCUUGGCUUUAGAGCCUACCCUUUUGGGAUAGGCUGGCAAAGACAGGCCCAGCUGGCAUUGUCCUCAUUAAAGACAGUUCCCCAGGAGACUUGGUGUCAGUGUGGUGUCCUCCAGGGGCUCAGGCUCCCGCUGGUCCAUUGUGGUUCCUUCAGUCACUCGUGCAGUGACCUCAUGGGGGUGAUGCUGGGACAGCUAAGAACAUGCCUGAUCCCCUCGCAAGUGGGUCGGAUGAGAGUCCCUGUCCCCGAGGGUCCUACAGCCUCCUGUCCAUUCAUCCCUUAGUGCUACAGACAGGUGUGUUCUUGAGAGGCUCAUAGGAAACAGACCCUGUGGUCCCAUGGCUGCCUGGAGUGGAAGCAGCGGCACAGGGCCCCGGGUGAGCCCUCCCAGGACAGACCGGGAGCCCCAGGGGCUCACAGCGCUAGAAACCUUCCUUGUAGAGGAGGUGGCCCAAUGGCCCUGGCCUUGCUGCUGGGGCCAGGGCACAACCAACACUGCCAGAAGCAGCUCUUCCCAGAGGCAGGCUGGGCCAGGCCCAUGCUUCCUGCUCCCCUCUCCGUGUGCUUUCCCUCUGAGGCUCUGCUCUCUGCCAGUGGAUCUCAGCUGGGGCUCUUCCACUUCUGAGCUGUGCUAGGAACCCCGAACCUCAGAGGGAGAGGAUCUAGUUCUGGUCCCCAUCUCCCAGGAACGGCCUGUUCCCUUUGCAGACCUGAGGAAGGUGAGCCUGGGGCAGGGACCUCGCCACACCCACCCUCUGCCACUGAGCCCAACCUCACCCAGAGUCGGCUGACAUCUGCCGUACGCGUGAGGCACACAGGUUCUGCCAAUUAAAAAUGGAGCUGCCAUUUGACCCAGUGAUCCCACUUCUGGGAACAUAUCCUAAGAAGCCUGAAACACCAAUCAGAAAGAACAUACACACCCCUAUAGUCACAGCGGCGCAGUUUACAACAGCCAAGAUCUGGAAGCAGCCCCAGGGCCCGUCAGGAGAUGAUGGAUAGAAAGCUGUGGGACAGUCACACCAGGGAACACUACGCAGCUGUAAGAAGAAGGACCUCUUAUCCUUUGG